GCGCUAGGGUUUUUUUCACCACCCAGUCCGCCUCCACUCCUCCCUGCCAAAGGUGAGUCCAAGUCGGCGGAGGCCAUGACAACGAGCUUGAGGAAGAACCGGAAGAAGCGCGGCCACGUGUCCGCCGGGCACGGCCGCAUCGGCAAGCACCGCAAGCACCCGGGAGGUCGAGGUAACGCCGGAGGCAUGCACCACCACCGCAUCCUCUUCGACAAGUACCACCCGGGCUACUUCGGCAAGGUCGGCAUGCGCUACUUCCACAAGCUACGCAACAAGUUCUACUGCCCGGCCGUGAACGUCGAGCGCCUCUGGUCGAUGGUGCCCGCUGACAUGGCCGCGUCGGCCGGCGCCGACAAGGCCCCGCUGGUGGACGUGACGCAGUUCGGCUACUUCAAGGUGCUCGGCAAGGGGAUGCUGCCGGCCAAGCCCAUCGUCGUCAAGGCCAAGCUCAUCUCCAAGGUCGCCGAGAAGAAGAUCAAGGCCGCCGGCGGCGCCGUCGUGCUCACCGCCUAGGGUUUGAUCCUCCCGGUCGUCUCUUGGUUUUGAGAUCUUUACCUGAACUAGUAGUGGUUUCUUGUUUCAACUAUUUGUGCUAAGAAGACUUGACAGUGGCGUAUGAAAUUUUUUGCACUUUGUGAUGCCCGCUCGUAUCUAAUAUUUCAGUUAUAUAUCAAUUAUCUAUCUGUGCUACCAGUUGUGAUU
This is a messenger RNA of Phragmites australis (common reed), 702 nucleotides long. Its product is annotated as large ribosomal subunit protein uL15y-like. Gene Ontology annotation, molecular function: structural constituent of ribosome. The transcript has a single exon. Gene Ontology annotation, cellular component: ribosome; cytosolic large ribosomal subunit. The record is from RefSeq and is a predicted model, not a curated record. Gene Ontology annotation, biological process: translation. Lineage: Eukaryota; Viridiplantae; Streptophyta; Magnoliopsida; Poales; Poaceae. The coding region runs from base 76 to 513 and encodes 145 amino acids.